AUGGGACAAGCACCAUGUACAUCAAUCACUCCUCUUUCAGCACAUUAUUCUGUAUCCAUGCUCUCUGUCAAUGACACAGAGUUACACAACUCGUUGCAAAGGUUCUGGUUGCAGGAAGAACUACCUCCAUGCAAUAAACGCACAGCGGAAGAAGAACUUUGCGACAAACAUUUUGACGCCACUCACGCUAGAGAUUCAGACGGACGUUACAUUGUCAGUCUUCCAUUCAAACAGGCUCACCCCCCUCUUGGAGCUUCUAAGCUUGCUGCGGAGCGUAGAUUUCGCACAUUGGAACACAAAUUCCGAUCUCAGCCUAAUUUCUCGGAACUUUAUCAUGAGUUUAUGAGUGAUUACCUUUUAGCAGGUCACAUGGAAAAAGUUUCUACCAUUGACUUAUCUCAACCUCAUUAUUUCCUCCCUCACCAUGGGGUACUAAAGGAAACUAGCAGUACCACAAAGCUACGCACAGUUUUUGAUGCUAGUGCGCAGACUAGCACAGGUAUCUCUCUAAACGACGUCCUUCUCACUGGACGAAAACUCCAAACAGACAUUUGUGACAUUUUACUUAAUUUUAGAGUCCAUAAUGUUGUUUUUACCUGUGACAUACGGCAAAUGUACCGACAAAUUCGAGUCCGCCCAGAAGACCAGAAUUUUCAGCUGAUCCUAUGGCGUGAAGACCCCUCUCACGAGCUUGACAUCUACAAGUUGACAACAGUGACCUACGGCUUAAAUAGUUCCCCCUAUCUUGCCAUAAAGACCUUGGGACAACUGGUGAAGGAUGAAGGUGAAACUUUCCCUGACGUAGCCAGAAUCAUCAUCUCUCAUUCCUAUGUUGAUGACAUCAUCACAGGCUCCGUUGACGAAGAAUCAGCCCUCCAACUCAAGGGUCAACUCAUCGCCCUCCUGAAGAAAGGUGGAUUCGAACUCCGGAAGUGGUCGUCAAAUUCUCCUCGCCUACUGGAAGCAGUUCCAGAAGAUCAUCGUGAGACACCUGUCUUUUUGCAAGAUCCAGAGCAACCUCAUUACUCCAUCUUAGGACUACACUGGUCACCUACUACGGAUUCCUUCUCCUAUCACUUGGACCUACCCUCCGGCGCUUGUACUAAGCGUCAACUACUCAGCAACAUCGCAAGGAUUUACGACCCUUGUGGUUUUUUAGCACCCAUAACAAUGUGGUGCAAAUGUUUAAUGCAACUCCUGUGGACCCAACAACUGGGAUGGGAUGAGCCCAUAUCCAGUGACCUCGCCGACAAGUGGCAUCCUUUUGUAUCAGAAUUAUCAGAAAUUUCUCAGAUUAAUAUACCUCGUGCAUUCCAUUUUUCUGAAUCCCGCAGCAUGGAGUUGCAUGGGUUCUCAGACGCCUCAGAGCGAGGCUACGCAGCCGUGGUAUAUACUCGCUGUUUCACCUCUAAUAACACAGUCAUAGUCAGACAAGUUAUUGCUAAAACCCGUGUGGCCCCACUCAAAAAGGUCACUCUCCCCAGACUCGAGCUAUGUGCCGCUCAUUUAUUGGCACAAUUAACAUCACAUUGUUUGUCAAUUUUUUCCAAACACUAUACAUUCUCAUCACAUCACUUGUGGUGCGAUUCAACUGUGACGUUGACAUGGCUGCAAACUCCCCCCUAUCAAUUGAAAACUCACGUUGCCAACCGUGUUGCGCAAACUCAGGAAUUGGUUCCGGCAAAUUGGUGGCGACAUAGUAGCAGCGCAGAUAACCCCGCAGAUUGCGCUUCCCGUGGAAUACUUCCAUCACAACUCUCCAAACACACUGUGUGGUUCAACGGUCCAUCAUGGCUUCAGCUGCCACAUGAUGAUUGGCCGAAACCUAAAUUCAGUCCUAUUGACCUUGACGAAUUAACGGAUCUCAAAGCACAACCUCUUAAAGUAUUGACUGUUGUACAUCAACCCGAAUGGGACCUUCUUAGCAAAUUUUCCUCCUGGGACAAACUUGUUCGCGUAAUGGCUUACGUCAUCCGCUUUGUAAAUAAUUGCAGACAUGUUGAUAGAUCAAAAGAUAGUUUAUCCUCCAGUGAACUAAAAGAUGCAACUAACUUCAUUGUGAAAAAUAUCCAGCAAACCCACUUCAGUGACGAUAUUAGUGCCAUUAAAGAAGGACAAUUGUGUUCCCCCAGACUCCGGCGAUUGUCUCCUUUUAUCGACCAAUCUGGUCUACUCCGUGUCGGAGGUCGACUCAAUCGUGCUCCUAUCGACUAUGAUGCCAAGCACCCCCUCCUGUUACCCAAAAAUCACCAUGUAGUAAAUCUCAUAAUCAACUAUUACCAUAAGAAACAUCUCCAUUCCGGUCCUCAGUUGACACAAGCUUUACUUAACCAACACUUUUGGUUCCUCUCUGCCCGAAGUGUGAUACGCUCCAAUAUACUCCGGUGUGUUACAUGUUUUAAACACCGCCCAACAAAUAAAACUCCUCUCAUGGGUGAUCUCCCUACUUCUCGUUUCAAUCCCUCUCGACCAUUUCUUCAUACUGGAGUGGAUUAUGGUGGUCCGUUUAGUGUCAAGAUUCAUAAUCUGCGAGGCAACAAGACCAUUAAGACAUAUUUAUGUCUCUUUGUCUGUAUGGCGACUAAAGCUGUGCAUCUCGAGGUCGUCACAGAUUUAACCACUGAUGCAUUUAUCGCAUCCCUCACCAGAUUUGUGUCUCGCCGUGGACUCUGUACAGACAUCUACAGUGAUUGCGGGACUAACUUUGUUGGCGCUAAUCACGUACUAACUCGUAUUGUGCAGGAUGCAAUAAAAUCCUCUCAAGCUCGCAACGACAUUCGUGCAUUUGCUCUGCAAAAUUCUAUCAACUUUCACUUCAAUCCUCCAGCUAGUCCCAAUUUUGAUGGACUCUGGGAAUUGGCUAUUAAAAACGCCAAAUACCACCUAAACCGUGUAAUUGGUGAACAUAUACUCACAUUGCCAGAACUCAUGACCUUGAUCACUCAGGUGGAAGCCAUGCUUAACUCACGCCCCCUAACACCUCUCUCUGCGGAUCCUUCCGAUCUCACCGCCUUGACCCCUGGACACUUCCUCAUUGGUGCCCCCCUUGUAGCUGUCCCUGAAGUGGAUCUCCAGGAUCGUCCAGACAACCGCCUACGCCAUUGGCAAAUAGUCCAAGCUCUCCAUCAACGUAUUUGGAAAAUAUGGCAUGCCGAAUAUUUGCAUACGCUGCAACAACGGGGAAAAUGGACUACUCCUUCUCCAGGGCUUCAUGUUGGAGACCUCAUCCUACUUCAAGAGUCAUCACCCCCCCUUCAGUGGCCCCUGGGACGCAUCACCGCAACACAUCCCGGAGACGAUGGUAUAGUGCGUGUGGUGGACGUGCGCACCAACCAGGGUACAUAUCGAAGGCCUGUCUCAAAGGUCUUCCCUCUUCCCAUAGACUAA
This is a messenger RNA of Macrosteles quadrilineatus (aster leafhopper), 3387 nucleotides long. RefSeq lists its product as uncharacterized. Gene Ontology annotation, biological process: DNA integration. The record is from RefSeq and is a predicted model, not a curated record. The transcript has a single exon. Bases 1 to 3387 code for a protein of 1128 amino acids. Gene Ontology annotation, molecular function: nucleic acid binding. Lineage: Eukaryota; Metazoa; Arthropoda; Insecta; Hemiptera; Cicadellidae.